Molecule: messenger RNA, 1214 nt
Organism: Culex pipiens pallens (northern house mosquito)
Lineage: Eukaryota; Metazoa; Arthropoda; Insecta; Diptera; Culicidae
Product: AT-rich interactive domain-containing protein 2-like
Exons: 2
Coding region: 405-761 (118 amino acids)
Cellular component (GO): SWI/SNF superfamily-type complex
Molecular function (GO): DNA binding
Source: RefSeq, a predicted model, not a curated record
CACACAAAAAAAUAUUACGGUAAUGACAAAAAUAUUUUACUCUUGAAUUAAAAAGUGGGUAAAAUUUGCUAAAUUAAAAGUUUUUUUCUUGUUUUAAAAACGAAAACUUUUACUGCUGAAGUUUUUGAAAAUCUCACUACCAACUGAUUUAAAAGUGUUAACUUUUAACACGACUGGAUAAUUUCUUUCAUUUUGUGGUUCUCGUAUAACCGUGUUCCUAAGUCCCAAAUGUAAACAAACUUUUUGGUAGUUCCGGUGGUGAUUCCACGACGCGAAAUCGAACGCGGCCGCAGCCAGAACACGGACGAGGAUACCUUCGUGAGCCAAAGCGGCAGCAGCGGAACGCCUUCGAAGGUGGCUGGUGCGGGUGCAGGACGAGGUCGGAGAGUUUAGGGACGCCGUUGAUGCGGUUGCCGAAGAUCACAGGUCGAGAUGUGGAUUUGCACCGAUUGUUUUCGAUGGUGGUGACCCGGGGUGGUUGGUUGAAGGUCAAUUCCCGCAAGGACUGGGACGAGAUUAUCGAGGAGAUGGCGCUGCAGAAGAGGAAGAGAUUGACAACGAGAAGCGGCAUAAUUGAAGGUAGUCAGCAGCGCUAUGUUCCGGAAGUGAUGAGGGGACAGUGUGGGAUGUCCUGCGAGUUGUAUAAGUAUCCCGAGUACGAUGAGCUGAUUUUGUCGUUGUUGACGAACGAGCAAGACAUCUCGAUCAACGUUUGCAUGCUGAUGGCCAACGAGAGCAAACAAACGCUAAAGGUGGAUUGAUGUCCGAAGCUGAUUACGGUUCUGUUGGCGCACGGCACCGGAGUUUUCAACCAUUUCUCGCUGCGUAACAUGUUUGACGAGUAUUACGCAAACAUCCGGAAGAACAGUUGGUACCGGUUCUGGAAGGACUGCCUGUACGAAAGGCCGCAGGUCCUGGAGCUGUCGUACUUGGAUUACUUCCAGAACUUGGAAUAAGAUCCGAAGAAGUCACCGGUGAGUAUUGAGAAAGCGUUCAGUGUCUAGCCAACUUCACUUACUUUCAAACUUUUUCAGCAACUCCUCGUCCACGAACGCUCGACCCGCGACGGCGCAGCCGAAUUAACUUGGACGACGAACUGGCAAAAUCUGUAUCAUUCUCGAAGGAGGACGAAGUGUUGGAAAACGAUUCCGGUUCCAAGGGCCUCAUCAGCCUCAAGUACCGAAUGCGCUUCCAUAACCGGAAACUACCCGUUC